CCGAACUCCAACGCGCUAGUGCCUUUACCUCUUGUCCUACGAAACAUCGUCAGCCUUUACCUUUUUUUUUCUUCUCUCCCUGCUUUUCUUUCUUACCAAACACCUACCUCAAAUCUCACUGGUCAAUACUCAAAGCCCUCUCAAGUUUCCAACUUUACCACAAUCCAAACACUUCUCCGAUCCAAAUCCAAAAUGCCGACCGGCACCAGCGUUCACGUCACCGCCUUAGACGGCAUAGUAAACGUGAACUCCCUCUUCACCUUAGCCGUAUUCGUAGGCCUAACCUGGAACCCAAACGACCCGAGCAACGCCCUCAUCAAAGACCAAGCUUGCGCCGCGGGUCCCUCCAAAGCCGAAGACCUCGUGGCCUUCCAUGUCUACUCCUUCAGCUCUUUCCUCUUCUCCAGCCUCAUCGCUUUGGGUCUCAAACAGGCCAUCCGGAUCUCCAAAAGCCCAACCUUCCACCCGUACGAGUUCAUUGCCCGCACCCACAAGUCCUUCCUCCGGGUCGGGAUGUUGGUCUCGGGUGUCGGUUCGUUUUGCGGGUGCGGGUUCCUGAUGAUGGCUCUGGUUAACGUGGUCCAGAUCAAGCUUGGGACUUUGGCUUGUGGAAACUCAUCAGAUAGCUUUGCAGCCGUGAUUCCUCUUGUCAUUUUGGUCCCCAUUGCGCUUCUCAUUUAUGCUUCUAUCAUUUUGUACGCUUUUAGUCGCUAGCUUCUGUUUUUUUUUUUAGUUGGAUUAUUAUUAUUAUUUAAACAAAUUCACUGCGUAACUUUUAACUGCGGUGAAGUAAAAUUGUGAUCUGUCUAAUGUAAUUUUUAUCUGGGUUAUUACUGAAUUUCAGAUGGUUCCAAUUUCUGCUCUUA
Molecule: messenger RNA, 866 nt
Organism: Quercus robur (English oak)
Lineage: Eukaryota; Viridiplantae; Streptophyta; Magnoliopsida; Fagales; Fagaceae
Exons: 1
Coding region: 193-714 (173 amino acids)
Source: RefSeq, a predicted model, not a curated record